Strongylus vulgaris is the source of this 336-nucleotide messenger RNA. The record is from the annotation of a GenBank genome assembly. Lineage: Eukaryota; Metazoa; Nematoda; Chromadorea; Rhabditida; Strongylidae.
AUGAUUCGUUUUUAUGCAGGCGCCAAGGAAGUUAGAAAAGUUGGAACAUUCAUAAUUGGUCUUUUCUCACGACUUAAUUUUUUAUCGUUAGUAAAAUCAUCGCUCUCUUCUAGACAAAUGCUUGUUUAUACAUACUCCAUUUCUUCAUCCGGAAGUCAGGGUGCAUUCAUGACGAUGACUUUUGUACUUUAUUUACAGAGAAAAGAUCCGGAUCAGUUUAUGCAAAUUCAUGGUCGCAAAUGUACAAUACACACUGACAAAAGCAUUGCGCGGGCGGCUGAAGACGUCAAUAUUUUGUUAGUGCAUAUAUAUGUUGUAGUCUUUGGUUACUUGUAA